GUGAGGAAAGCACAUUCAUUCUAGCUCUCCCCUCUUCAGAGGCAGCCGCAAGCUCUGUUUCCCUUGGACCACCAUGAGUUCUGGACCGCGAGGAGGCAGCAGAGAUGGUGCUGGCAAAGGCCUGGCUGGGACUGGAGCCACCUCUCACUCCUGGCAGCCCCCUCACAUCCUGGUGGUGGAGGCCCAUCCCUCUCACUGGGCCCACACCUGCCACAAGCUCUGUGAUGCCCUGGAAAACGUCUUCUCUCUGGCCUGCAGUCUGGCGGGGCCGCCCCGCAUCCCUCUGCUCAGCCUCUACGUGGUCCAGAGCCAGCAGGAGUGCCUUCUGCCCUUUGUGCCGGUGAGAGGGAGCUUCUCUCGGCUCCAGAGCUGCCUGGCAGAGCUGCGUGCCUUGCCCUCAGAGGGGGUCUUCCACCUCAAGGAGGACGCCAUAGUCCAGGCCGUGCAGGAUGGGCUCCAACAGUUCAAGCAGUACACGGGGCAAGGCAUGGUUGGGGCCUCCCUGAGCAGCUCUUCUCUGGAGAUGACCAUCCUGACUAGCCAGCCCAGCGCACAGGUGGCCAAGCAGCUGGAGGCUGGGCUGCAGGGCAUCGACCUGGCCAGCCUCCGCCAGCUGCAGGUGGUGAAGGUCUCCAGAAUGGGGCUGCAGGAGGCACCUGAGGAUGGAGAGGGAGGAGCCACCCCCAGCAGCAGCGGUGGGGAGAGUGCUGUGACCCUGGGCGCAGUCCUUGACCUCCAGACCGUGGAGAAUGAUGUGGUGGCCCUGGAGACUUUCUUCAAGGGCUGGUUCCAUGACCGCAGCACAGACCAGGAGCACCUCCAUCUCCUCCUGCCCGCUGGAGCACUCAGCCACCCUGCUGUGGCCCAGAGCUGCCCAGUGUGCAUGAAAUGUGAUGCCCAGGAGAGGCUCCUCAGCCCCACUCUGCUUACUGCCGCCUGCGGAGAUGGCCCCACCGCACAACGGGAGGAUGCCAGUGGCCCCUUCUGGAUGGCAGCUGGCCCAGGCCUGGUGCCACGCAAGCUCUGUGUCCUCAGGAGGCCCCCACCCAUCCAGUUCCUGUUUUGCCUUUUUAAAAUGCAGCAGAGCCAGGAGUUCAGCAGCCUCUUCCCUGCUCCACAUGGCCCAUCUGCAUGGGGGCCGAGUGCCCCACCAGAGCGGACAACAGAUUGGGCCCUGGGUGCUGCCUGGGAGCCGGAGGCAGGCUCUGCCCCCCUGACCAAGGCCCUGCACCCCAUCUCUUGCAGGGCCCUGGAGGCCAAAGGGCUGUGCACCUCACUGCUCUAUGGGCUGCCUCUGGUCAUCCGGCCCACAAGCUGCUGGCGGAUGAACUGGGAUGAACUGGAGGCUAACCAACAGCUCUUCCGGGCCCUCUGCCACUGUCUGUGGAAGCGAAACUGGCUGCUGUUGGCCAAAUAUGAGACCCCACUAGGGGGGCCCAGUCCUGGCUGGGGGCCCCCCUGGCCGAGCCCUCUACAGGUCCUCCUGCCCUCGGAAGGGGCCGCCUCGCUGCUGCUCUGCUCCCUCGUGGGCCGGGAGCUCCUCCUGCCCUGCAGCUUCCCUCUCCUGCCAGCAGAGCCUCCCCAGGCCACUCUCAGCCUAAUGGAGAACGUCCUGGACGGCCUCGACCUGGAGCCAGCCUACAGUCCCCUGAGUGGGAGGGCCCCCUUGUACCGAGCCCUGAGCAGCAGCCUGGCACGCCCACCAGCCUCCCGGCCUGAGCGCAGAACGGAUCGGCACCUGCCCCGUCAGCAGGGCAGCCGCCCCCACCUGGGCAAGGCCAGGGCCAUGGUGGCCCCCCUGCGCAUGGCACCUCCUGCCCCCCGCCCGCCCGCCUUCUCCCUGUUCUCCAGAGAGGAAGAAGAGUUCCUGGACGCUAUGUGACACCGCAGGGGCCACUCCCUUCGCCCCAUGGAGGCACCGCUGAGCCAGAGCUCCCACAAAAAGAGGAGCCCAACCCAGACAGGCACCCCAUGGCUG
Messenger RNA from Lacerta agilis (Sand lizard), 1978 nucleotides. It is a transcript of the gene M1AP, whose product is annotated as meiosis 1 associated protein. The record is from RefSeq and is a predicted model, not a curated record. NCBI's taxonomy places the organism in Eukaryota, Metazoa, Chordata, Lepidosauria, Squamata, Lacertidae. The coding region runs from base 74 to 1882 and encodes 602 amino acids. Gene Ontology annotation, biological process: male meiosis chromosome separation; meiosis I; spermatogenesis. The transcript is spliced from 10 exons.